AUGUCUACACCAGAUGUUUCUUUAUCUCAACCAUCUCAGAACCUGUCUGAAGAAUUUGCUGAGGCUGCACGACAGCUUAAAAAAGAAGCUCCAAGAAUCCAGUUUGGCAAAAUUGAUGUCACACACUAACAUGAUUUGAGAAAAGAAUUUAAUAUUCGAGAGUUUCCCACUGUGAAAUCUUUCGUGGAUAGCAGCAGGGGAGAUCCCAUAGACUGCAAAGGAGUCAGACAGGCCUCAGCCUUUAUUACAUGGGUGAAAAGAAGAACAGGACCUAGCACUGUUUUAAUCAACUCUACUGAUCAGGCUGAAGCCAUCAUAAAUGCUGAUGAUUUGGCAGUGAUUGGCUUUAAGAGUGGAACAGAUGUUGAGUCUUUUGUUUCCCCGACAUCUGUGAAGAUUUUUGAUGUCCCUGUUGAAAAUCACAUCCUGCUGUUCACCCCAGCGAACUCGGAGACAUUCAAUGUGAUUUAUGAAAACUACAAGUCUGCUGCUGCGGAAUUUAGAGGAAAGAUAACGUUUGUCUUGGUCGAUACUAAUGAAACAAGGAAUAGAUGAGGUUUUGAGUAUUUUCGCAUCAGGGAGGUUGAUGUUCCUGCUACGAGAAUCCUAAAUCUGACAAGCGAUGCAAAGUACAAAAUGCCUGCAGAUGAGGUGACUGUGGAGAAUCUAAAAGAAUUUUGCCAGAGCUACCUAAAUGGAAAAGCAAAGCUACAUGUCUCUAGUGAAGAAAUUCCAGAGGACUGGGACAAGAUGCCUGCUAAAGUGCUUGUUGGGAAGAAUUUCAACAGGAUUGUCUUCAAUAAGAUCAUAACUGUGUUUGUUAUGUUUUAAGGCCCUUGGUCCUAUGACUGCAGAAAACUCCUGCCAAUCUGGGAUAAGCUAGGAGACCAAUAUGAAAAUCACAAAGACAUAAUCAUUGCAAAGACAGAUGUCAGAGCAAACAACAUCCUGUCCAUUGGAUUAGAACACUAUCCAUUCUUCAGACUCUUUCCUGCUGGACCAGAUUACCAGGUGAGAAGCUGUUGGGGAAGAAUGUACAGACACAGCUGCACACCGAGGGGGGAUAUGUGUGUGUGUUUGCAUGCACGUGCAUGUCACAGUGAGAAAGGAGUCCUUUAAGCAAGAAAACUUUGGUCCUUAUCCACUCAACACUGGAUUCAUUGCUGUCAAGAAUCCAAAUUAGAGGAGAAACCCUUCUAUCAUCUUCUCCUAUGUGUGAGGCUGUGGCAAGAGCCAAUGUAUCAUUUACCGACUCAGACCUACAAGUCAUUACAGCCUUACGUUCUGCUGUUUAACAGCCUCCAAUCUGCCUGUUGGGUUCUAGCAACAGUCUCAACUCAGAGUGAACUCACAGAUACCUCCUAAUCAUUGCAGUGCCUUUUUAGUUCAAACCAGGACAAGAGACGUACCGUCACAGAACUACCCUGUGCCAGUUGUUUCUGGAGCAGCUAUGACUACAGCCUCUAAAAUGCUGGUAUUACUCUUGUUACAUCCUCUACAUUUUCACAAAACCCAAAUCCCAAAAUUUCACUGUAUACACUUAUGCCAGUAAUUUUACUUAAUUCCAGUACCACAGCCUCAAUUGGGAAUAAAUACUUGUUGUCAAGACCAAUGAUCUUUACAAUAUGUUACCUAAUGCAUCAGCUGUGUUACACAAUAAUCAGAAAAUGCUGCUGAAAGGAGGCAAAGAAAAAUAUUAAAUAGUUACAUUCCUCCAUCUACACAGAUAAUCUAAUUAAAAAGAAAGUAUCUCUGAAGAAAAAAAAUUAAAUUCCAAGAUACUGUUGUAAUUAAGACAUUACUAAGCUUUUCAUUUUUCUUCUUAGACCUAAACUUAAAUUAAAUUCUAAGACAUUUGCCCAUGUCCUCAUUUAAUCUUUGAGGGAGAGAUUUUCCUCCUGGAUGUGCAUGCACAGCUUCUAAUGAAUUGAACUGCAGUCUUGCACACUCGCACCGUGUUUAGUCUUUAUGCAGAAAAGCAGAAACCCAUUAAAUGCUCAUAAUA
Messenger RNA from Harpia harpyja (harpy eagle), 2005 nucleotides. It is a transcript of the gene PDILT, whose product is annotated as protein disulfide isomerase like, testis expressed. The record is from RefSeq and is a predicted model, not a curated record. Gene Ontology annotation, biological process: response to endoplasmic reticulum stress; protein folding. Gene Ontology annotation, cellular component: endoplasmic reticulum. The transcript has 7 exons. NCBI's taxonomy places the organism in Eukaryota, Metazoa, Chordata, Aves, Accipitriformes, Accipitridae.